Molecule: messenger RNA, 5120 nt
Organism: Peromyscus leucopus (white-footed mouse)
Lineage: Eukaryota; Metazoa; Chordata; Mammalia; Rodentia; Cricetidae
Gene: Slc9a2
Product: solute carrier family 9 member A2
Exons: 12
Coding region: 168-2615 (815 amino acids)
Biological process (GO): regulation of pH; sodium ion transport; proton transmembrane transport
Cellular component (GO): membrane
Molecular function (GO): sodium:proton antiporter activity
Source: RefSeq, a predicted model, not a curated record
AUCGAGCAGGCUGGCUGCAGGGACCCGGCCCUGUGGCGGCGGCGGCGGUGGCGUGGUACUCUCUCGCUGUCCAGUUGAAUUAGUGGUGCUGUCCCCCGCGCGAUGCGCUGAGGGGGAGCCCAGAUCCCUAUACCAGCGUCGCUGCUGCGCCCCGAGUCGCCGACCCCAUGGGACCAGCGGGCACCACGCGCAGCGUGCGGGCGCCACCGUCUCGCCUGCUGUUGCUGCUACUGUUUCUGCAGGUGGCGGUGCCGGCGGGCGCGCUGGCCGAGACCCUGCUGGACGCACCCGGGGCCAGGGGUGCCAGCUCCAACCCGCCAAGCCCAGCCAGCGUGGUGGCCCCGGGAACGACGCCGUUCGAGGAAAGUCGGUUGCCCGUAUUCACCUUGGAUUACCCCCACGUGCAAAUCCCUUUCGAGAUCACUCUGUGGAUACUACUGGCUUCGUUGGCCAAGAUUGGUUUCCACCUCUACCACAAGUUGCCCACCAUCGUGCCUGAGAGCUGCCUUCUCAUAAUGGUUGGACUUCUACUAGGUGGGAUCAUCUUUGGUGUUGAUGAAAAGUCUCCGCCCGCCAUGAAGACGGACGUGUUUUUCCUGUACCUCCUUCCACCCAUCGUUCUGGAUGCCGGCUACUUCAUGCCCACUCGCCCCUUCUUUGAGAACUUUGGCACCAUUUUCUGGUAUGCCGUGGUAGGCACGCUGUGGAACUCCAUUGGCAUUGGGGUGUCUUUGUUUGGCAUCUGCCAGAUCGAGGCCUUCGGCCUGAGUGACAUCACGCUGCUCCAGAACCUGCUCUUUGGCAGCUUGAUCUCAGCGGUGGACCCCGUGGCUGUGCUCGCUGUCUUUGAGAACAUUCACGUCAACGAACAGCUCUAUAUCCUGGUCUUCGGCGAGUCUCUGCUCAAUGACGCUGUCACAGUGGUCCUGUACAACCUGUUCAAGUCAUUCUGCCAGAUGAAAACCAUCCACACCGUCGACGUGUUUGCCGGCAUCGCCAACUUCUUCGUGGUGGGAAUCGGCGGGGUGCUCAUCGGCAUCCUCCUGGGAUUUAUAGCAGCCUUCACUACCCGUUUCACUCACAACAUCCGAGUCAUCGAGCCGCUUUUUGUCUUCCUGUACAGCUACUUGUCCUACAUCACAGCUGAAAUGUUCCACCUCUCAGGCAUCAUGGCCAUCACAGCAUGUGCCAUGACAAUGAAUAAGUAUGUGGAAGAGAACGUGUCUCAGAAGUCCUACACGACCAUCAAGUACUUCAUGAAGAUGCUGAGCAGCGUGAGCGAGACCUUGAUCUUCAUCUUCAUGGGCGUGUCCACCGUUGGGAAGAACCAUGAGUGGAACUGGGCGUUCGUCUGCUUCACCCUGGCCUUCUGUCUGAUCUGGCGAGCACUGGGUGUCUUUGUCCUGACUCAAGUGAUUAACUGGUUCCGGACCAUUCCCCUGACCUUCAAGGACCAGUUCAUCAUUGCCUAUGGAGGGCUCCGGGGUGCCAUCUGUUUCGCCCUGGUGUUCCUCCUCCCUGCUAAUGUGUUUCCCCGAAAGAAGCUGUUCAUCACGGCCGCCAUUGUUGUUAUAUUCUUCACUGUCUUCAUCCUGGGGAUAACUAUCAGACCACUGGUGGAGUUCCUUGAUGUUAAGAGAUCCAAUAAGAAGCAGCAAGCCGUCAGUGAAGAGAUCCACUGCCGGUUUUUUGAUCAUGUGAAGACUGGGAUUGAAGAUGUUUGUGGACACUGGGGUCACAACUUCUGGAGAGACAAGUUUAAGAAAUUUGAUGACAAAUACCUUCGGAAGCUCCUGAUUCGGGAAAACCAACCCAAGUCUAGCAUUGUGUCCUUAUAUAAAAAGCUCGAGAUAAAACAUGCCAUUGAGAUGGCAGAGACUGGGAUGAUAAGUACCGUCCCCUCGUUUGCGUCUCUUAAUGAUUGCCGUGAAGAAAAAAUAAGGAAGCUCACACCAGGUGAAAUGGACGAAAUUAGAGAGAUACUAUCAAGGAAUCUCUAUCAAAUCCGUCAACGGACCUUGUCGUAUAACAGACACAACCUGACAGCGGACACAAGCGAGAGACAAGCCAAGGAGAUCCUGAUCCGCAGACGGCACAGCCUUCGGGAGAGCCUCAGGAAGGACAACAGCUUGAAUCGGGAGCGCAGGGCUUCCACUUCAACCUCCCGGUAUUUAUCCUUGCCUAAAAAUACAAAGCUUCCAGAGACACUCCAGAAGAAGAAGAAAAGGAUUUCAACUGAAGAUGGCAAUAGCAGCGACUCGGAUACAGAUGCCGGGACCACCGUGCUCAAUUUGCAGCCUCGGGCCAGGCGCUUUUUGCCAGAUCAGUUCUCCAAGAAAGCCUCCCAGGCCUACAAAAUGGAGUGGAAGAACGAGGUGGACGUGGGUUCUGUACGAGUGCAGCCCAGCACCCCUCCAGCACCCCGCAGUAAAGAGGGGGGCACCCAGACACCAGGGGUACUGAGGCAGCCCCUGCUCUCCAAAGACCAACAGUUCAGCCGAGGCAGGGAAGACAGUCUAACUGAAGACGUUCCACCCAAGCCCCCACCGAGGCUGGUGCGACGGGCCUCCGAACCCGGGAACAGGAAAGGCCGCUUGGGCAAUGAGAAGCCAUGAGAGAAAAAGCCAAAGCAGGCUUGGGGUGAAUGAGCUAGCGUGGCUGUGGCUUGUUACUCAAAAACCUGACCAGCUGUGGAGUCCAUGUAAAACCAUCUAUCUAGAAACAUCCUUUGGGUGGUAGAGUCAAGCUACUGGUUCACGGGAGCAGCACUUAACCUAUCCCAAGAAGAGGAAAGUCAAAGGAAGUCCCACAAAAUGACUUUUGCGACUUUUUGGCCAGGAAAUGUAUUCUUUGCAGGCCUGAAGGAAAAAAAAUAUAUAUAUGUGUGCCUUUAUUGAACUUGAAUGACAGAACUUGAAGAUUUUAACACACCUUUGUUGGUGAAAAUUUUAAUAUAUUACAAAUAUGCCUCAGUUUUUAUUUAUGAAAAAAAUGUGUUUAUCUGUAGUGACCGUGUUUUAAGGGGACAGCGCUAAAAGUGGUGAGAACAUCUUUCCCAGGGGGUGAAGAUCAGCUCCUAGAGGUGGGUCCUAAGUUCCAGCUCCCACCUGUCCCAUCCUGAGCUGAUGGACCCACUCGGUGAUGGACAAGAUUGCCCACAGCAGAGACCUUGGUGUGUAGCAGCAGGGCACUGGUUGAAAUGUGUAGGCAGAUGAAACAGCGUAGCUUUCAGGGUGUAGGUUGGAAGUCCGUGUUAACAACUUGGAAACCAUGAAGGUCAGACGGCUCUUAACCUGUUCCUGUGUUUACCAUGGCUUUGGAGUAAUGUAUAAUCCCCACCACCUCUUUUUUUUUCCCCCCCUAGGUACAGAAGAAAAGAUUUGCUUGAGCCAAAUCAUUUCAUAGUGUUUAUAGACUUGGUGGCAGCUUCUGAGAUGUCCCACCUGUGAGGACCUCUUGUGGCCAGUGGGGAGACAGGGUAGCAAUGACUGACCGAGUGGGUUUGAUAUUGUGUGAUACUGGGAGAACAAAGGGGGGUGGUUCCUUUUAUAUGCACCCAUGGCCACCGGCUGUAACACAACUGUCCUGUAGUACAUGCUCUGAGCUGGGAAGGGUGAAAACUUUCACAAGCCGUCUUCCAACGCUGAAGGAAAUGGUGAGUCAUCAGGUUUUGACUUUUGAUGAGGAAGCACUUUUUGGAGAGAAAUCCUACUUUUUGCACUAGUCUAUAAUUUGUUACCUCUUAACCUUUCGACGAUGUAGUGACUUAAAUUGGUCAUUAAAAAUCAGAUUCUAUUCUCUGGAGUACUUUUUAGGAGUAUGGCAGAGAGAAACAGUGGGACACAAUCAUUAAAGAUUCAUAUUUAAAUCAAUGUUUUUUAAGCUGUAGAUUUAUUGACUUGUCAUUUCUUUUCUGAAUAAUUAUCCUUUAACGCUUUCCUGGAUUUACAUUUUGAAUGAAGCCACUACUGUAGUUUUUACUGAGUCCUUUUGGCCACAGCAAAGGAUACAAAGUCAUUUGGAAGGGGUUCCUCCUUUGCUUUUCUAUUACUGUGACAAAAACAUUCUGACCAAAAGCAACUUAGAGGAGGAAAGUGGUUAUUUUCAUCUUAUACUUCCAUGUCGCAGUCCAUCCCUGAGGGACGUCUGGAUGAGAACUGAAGCAGAACCUAUGGAGGAAAGUUAUAGGCUUGCUUUCAGGUCCACGCUUAGAUCACUUCCUCACACAGGGCAAGGCCCACCUUAGAGGUGGUGUGAGUCACAGUGGGCUGCGUCCUCCCACAGCACUCAUCAACAAUGACAAUCUUUUCAGAUGUGGCCGGCCACAGGCCGGUCUGAUAAAGGCAAUUCUUCAAUUGAGAUUCCUUCUUCCCCGGUGACUCUAGGCCAUGUCAAGUUGACAACACAAGUUAGCCAGGACAGAAGGGGAGGACAUGCAUAAGCAAGACAGAAUGGUUCUGCCGCCCCUUCUCCACCCUCAUCAAGGUGGCUCUUCUUGAGUUUCUGUCGAGAGACGGCUAGACCAUCAUGUGAGAUGGGAAGUCAGCACCAUCCUUCCCCAGUUAUCCCAGACGGGGGCCAUGGAAAGAUGUGUAAAACAUGAUCGGAAAACUACAUGCUUAGAACUUUGUGCCAAAAAAAGAAAAAAAAAAAUCUCUAUUUUAAAGGACUGUAUUUUUAUAAACCAUGUAUUCCUUCUGAGAAGAAAUUUAAGUUUUCAUAGGUUUUACUAUAGAAAUAGAAUUCAAAAAAUGUUAUGAUGUUUAUUUUCAAAAAUACAUAGUCACUGUGCAUCGUGAUGGUAAUUAAUGACUUUUGAAAAGGAAGGUGGGAGUUGAAAAUAACCUUCAAAUCAUUUUACCGGUUUUCUAUAUUAGUAAAUAUUACAAAGAACAAUACCUUUCUGAAACUGAAAGAAGCAACAUGAAAUAGCAUGUUAUGACACCUCAGGCUAAAUAGUCAGACCCAAUUCAGUUUUCACUAAGGAAAGUAUCACAUAAGAUAUUUGAGUGACAUUGUGUAAAUCUCAGAAGGAACACCUAGGUAGUUUUAUCAUAAUUAUUAUCAGUUAAAAUUUGUUCAAUGACAAAGUCAAUAAAAUAAAUUUUAUGCUAGCCUUU